CCUAUACUCUGACCAUCUGUCGCUCCUUCCUUCUACCUGUUCAUACUCUGCUUUCUAUACACACUCCGUUCGUUCUUUCCUUCUUCACCUUUCUUCUCGGAGGAUCGCCAUCUACUUCGGAAGCAAACGCCCAACAAAGUUCGAUCGACAGCUGAGGAGAGAUUGCCCAGCUUCGCCGCCCAGCAAUACGACGUGACAGUCUUUUUGUCCUCCGAGGAACCCAUCUUUCUUACACCACACUCUUUGUGACCUACACAAAUCGCCACCAUGUCUAAACCAUAUGACCAAGGCGCACCACCCGCCUACCCUCCGCCAACCCACCAAGAUGCCGGCCCAGCCCCCGGUGGCAUGCAGCCCUCAUAUUACAACCAGGGCGGCGGCGCGCCAGACUACUACGGCGGCAGCCCGAACCCCUACCAACAAGGCCCGCCCCAAGGCCAGUACGGACCGCCACAGGGCCAAUACGGUCCUCCUCAAGGACAAUACGGAUACGGAGGCCAGCAGAUGCAAUACCAGCAGGGACCGCCACCCCCAGGCGGCUACUACCAAGAUGACAGGAGGGCCGAUGGCGGCGGCGGAGGCUUGUUCGCUGGAUUGUGCGCUGGUCUGGCGUGCUGUUGUUGCUUGGACUGCUUGUUCUAGACAGGUCGCUGUGGACAAACAGUGUUGGAGGGAUUGAUAGAAAUGGAAUGCGCAAGAGGCGGCAUGUUACAUGGGGCAAUCUGGCUUUUCGACCACGGUAAAUCCGUAUACCAUGCGAACAUGGAGUGACGGGAAGAGGAUUCGGCGUACAGACUAUAGACCGAUGGGCUUUCUUUUGUUCUAUUUCAAUUGGGGUCUCUAUGGAUAUGACUG
Alternaria alternata is the source of this 855-nucleotide messenger RNA. RefSeq lists its product as hypothetical. Bases 268 to 642 code for a protein of 124 amino acids. The record is from RefSeq and is a predicted model, not a curated record. Lineage: Eukaryota; Fungi; Ascomycota; Dothideomycetes; Pleosporales; Pleosporaceae. The transcript is spliced from 2 exons.